CGGACAGUCUGAAGGUGCCGGUUAGAAGCUCGGGCUGAGUUGAGAAACUGAACGAAAACAAGGACGCAUUUAUAAAUAUCACUGUUUGUAUAAACUAUUUUUUAUAUUACGUAUAUAUCUGAGAACGCAAGGGGAAAUAUAACGGACGUUACCAAGACAACUAGCUAGCAAACAAAGAGUCUUUCUCAGAAGAAAUAAAUCCUCAUAUUCUUUAGUUAUGAGUCAUGUGGCCGUCGAAACUGUACACGGUCUAGAUCAGCAGCUUGCUGUCCUAGACUUGAACUCUGCUGAUGGUCAGAGCGGAGGUGGCACUGGCAGGCGUUACAUUCCUCCUCAUCUACGCAACAAAGAGGCCUCUAAGAAUGGAAAUGCUUUUUCCUCUGGUAGACAGAGCGGUUAUUCAGUGCCACCGAUGGGGAGCUUCUCUUCUAGACCGUUCCCUCAAUCUUGGAAUCCAGAGCGGAACCUUAGGCGCAGAUCUAACUGUUCCAACGGCUGGGAUGACUUUAGGACCGGUUACCCGGGACCGGCCUCAGACGAGCUCUCCUUUUAUCAGGCCUACAGGGGCGGCUGGCCGGGGAGAUGUGCCUCCCCUGCCCGCACCGACGGCAGUGUCGCCCGUGACGGGAUCGAUGACGACGACGAUGACGCGGCCAGUGUGCUCAGCUGGGCUGACCGCUGCGACUCGCCGGGGUGGGAUGGCGGACGCAGCAACGGCUUUGUGAACGGUUACCACGACAACCGGCAGAACGGCGGACGCGGACCUCCGCGCUCGGACCGCGGCGGGCGUGACGGCGGUGGGUGGAGCAGCGGGAAGGACAACCGCGGCGACGCCUACACCAGCUUUGGAGGACGCUCCGAUCGGGGGAAGUCUUCCUUCUUCAACGACCGGAGCUCUGGGCCCCGGGGAAGGUACGAGCGGCCCGGCUACGGGUCCCGGGAGGGCGGAGGCAACAGCCGCUGGGCGGAGGACUCCCAGGAGGACUGGUCCAAGCCCACACCGCCCAACGAGCGCCUGGAGCACGAGCUCUUCUCCGGGAGCAACACCGGGAUUAACUUCGAGAAGUACGACGACAUUCCCGUGGAAGCCACCGGGAACAACGCCCCUCCGCACAUCGAUAGCUUCCACGACGUGGACAUGGGCGAGAUCAUCAUGGGCAACAUCAACCUGAGCCGCUACACGCGGCCCACGCCCGUGCAGAAGCACGCCAUCCCCAUCAUCAAGGCCAAGAGGGACCUGAUGGCCUGUGCGCAGACCGGCUCUGGAAAGACUGCGGCUUUUCUGCUCCCGGUGCUGAGUCAGAUCUACACGGAGGGGCCCGGAGAAGCCAUGCAGGCCAUGCGAGGCGGCGGCCAGGAGAACGGGAAAUACGGGCGGCGGAAGCAGUACCCCCUCUCCCUGGUCCUGGCGCCCACCAGAGAGCUGGCGCUGCAGAUCUACGACGAGGCCCGGAAGUUCGCGUACCGCUCCAAGGUGCGCCCCUGCGUGGUGUACGGCGGGGCGGACAUCGGGCAGCAGAUCCGCGACCUGGAGAGGGGCUGCCACCUGCUGGUGGCCACGCCCGGCCGGCUGGUGGACAUGAUGGAGCGCGGCAAGAUCGGCCUGGACUACUGCACGUAUUUGGUCCUGGACGAGGCGGACAGGAUGCUGGACAUGGGGUUCGAGCCCCAGAUCCGGCGGAUCGUGGAGCAGGACACCAUGCCCCCGAAGGGCAUCCGUCAGACCAUGAUGUUCAGCGCCACCUUCCCCAAGGAGAUCCAGAUUCUGGCCCGGGACUUCCUGGAGGAGUACAUCUUCCUGGCGGUGGGCCGCGUUGGCUCCACGUCCGAGAACAUCACCCAGAAGGUGGUCUGGGUCGAGGACGGCGACAAACGCUCCUUCCUCCUGGAUCUGCUGAACGCCACCGUCAUUCCCAGUGAGGUUCAGGGAAGUGCGGGUGAGAACCCAGAGAAACCCGGCAAAGACUCGCUCACGCUGGUGUUUGUGGAGACCAAGAAGGGCGCCGACUCCCUGGAGGACUUCCUGUACCGCGAGGGCUACGCCUGCACCAGUAUCCACGGCGACCGUUCCCAGAGGGACCGCGAGGAGGCCCUCAACCAGUUCCGCUCGGGACGGUGUCCCAUCCUGGUCGCUACAGCGGUGGCUGCCCGUGGACUUGACAUCAGCAAUGUGAAACACGUCAUCAACUUCGACCUGCCCAGUGACAUUGAGGAAUAUGUUCACCGCAUUGGUCGUACCGGUCGUGUCGGGAACCUCGGUUUGGCUACGUCCUUCUUCAACGACAAGAACAGCAACAUCACCAAGGACCUGUUGGACAUCUUGGUGGAGUCCAAGCAGGAGGUGCCGUCCUGGCUGGAGAGCCUGGCCUACGAGCACCAGCACAAGAGCAGCAGCCGCGGACGCUCCAAGGGCCGGUUCUCCGGAGGUUUCGGCGCCAGAGAUUACCGGCAGAGCAGCGGCGGGGGCGGCUUCGGGGGCGGCGGCGGAUUCGGGGGCGGCGGCGGCGGCCGCGGCGGGAGGAACCCCGGCGGACACGGCGGGAACAGAGGAUUCGGCGGUGGCGGUGGAUUUGGGAACUUUGGGUACAGCAGCGAUGGCUAUGGAGGAAACUACUCCCAGGUGGACUGGUGGGGAAACUAGAAAGGAAGCACCGGGAAGAAGAAAGAAAAAAAAAAAAAAAAAAAAAAGACUAAAACCUACGCGCUGUGGAGGUCACCACGCCAAACUAGCCGAAAAGGAAACCACAUGUAACAUAGCCAGACUAUACCCUGUGUAGCUUCAACAAGAACCUGCAGUACUUUACCAGCUGUGAUUCUCUGACUCGGUUCUGGACAGGGAGCCUGCGAAAGCAUCGAAGAGCAGGACGCGGGCCCACAUGCGGCCGCUCGUUCAGCCUCCCAACGCGGUCUGGGACCGGGUUUUUCACUGCGUCAUAUCUUUCCUUUUAAAAAAAAAAAGAAAAAAAAAGAAAAAAAGAAAAAAUAACUAAAAACCAAAACAAAAAAAGAAAAACGAACAGAAGGAGGGAGAAAAAAAAAACUGAGGAUAAUUUGUAUGUUAAUGUACUGUGCCUUUCAAUUUAGACAGGAAUUUUCAUUUUUGAAAUGUCAUUACUGGUCAAGCCUGACCAAUCUCAACUUUAUUAUUUUCGUAAGCCGUAGACUGAGGAAGCUUACUGUACUAAAUCAAACCUUGGCAAACACUGGGAUGAUAUGACUUGAGUGAGUCAUUAUUUCCGUUUGAAAUCCAAAUUGCCACUGGAAUAUCGGGCGGCCUGCGCUGCCGGCUAAAACAAGAGCAGCUUCUUGAUCCAUCACGGAAGCUGUUGAAUUUGAAGGUAUUGAUUUCUCUCGUGGCAAUUGUAUUUUAAGGGACUAUGAGUUCUAACUUUUAUGCUCACUCUAUCCUGGAUAGAUACCCGUUAGGGAUAUGGUAGUCUUUAAAAAGCCAUUCCAGCAGUUAUUGUAAUAUUCACUGAAAUGAUGAAACGCUUUGUGUCUUGACGCACGUUAAGUGUUUAACACGCAAUGCUGGAACUUGUUACUCCACUCAUAUUAAUUGACUUGACAGUGUUAAGGCAGCUACUAAGAAGUACCACGAGCUAGCCGUAGGUUGGGUGGAGUUUUUUUUUAGUUUUUUUCCCCCCAGUUUAAAUUCUUACUACUUGAAACGUUUUACGGUGGAAAUUGAAAAACUUUUAGUUUUUCAACUAGAUGUUUCUCAUACAAAACAGAAAGCUAUAUUGGGAAAAAAGGACGAAGCCUGCCGUAUUCGAAAGUGAAGUUUUGAACGGCUACGCAUGGACCGCCACGCCGAAUGCGGGCCUGCAGAAAAGCGCGGCCGAUUUGGUCUUAGACGCAUGCUAGUGUUGUUUUUUGGUCAAGGCGAGAAAACCGACGAAUUCUGCAGCAGGCUUUACUUUAUUACCAACACGUGUGUUUUUUCUCUUUUUCAAGCUGCGUUUAAAAACAUAAAUAUAAAUUAAAUAAAUCCGGAAUCGCAUCUUUCGGCUUAACUUGGAGGCAUGGCUCCUUUUUUUUAUUUUUUUUUGUUUAUUUAUUUUAUUUUUUUCUUCAAAGACUAGAGCAGUCGGAGGAUUGCAGUUGACGUGCAGGGGAAACGGACGUUGGAGAGGGCGGUAGAGUGUACCACCGUUUUAGUCGCAUUGGUUUCCGCUGUGUGCUGGCUGUGGGUUAAUCAGGCCAGCCAAAAAUGGGGUGGGGGUGGGGGGGUAAAGGGGGGUGCGUUCUCCAAUGUCAUCAAUGCUGUCAACGGAGUUAAUCUGCCUUGAUGUGCAUUUAAAAUCACUGGCCCGGGGGGCUAGCAUCGGCUUCCGUUUUUAAGAGCAGUGCUGUGAGGGGGUGUAAAAUGGCAUUUAACUUAAGUGCAAUAGAUUUAUGCUGAAGUGUGUUGUGCCUUGAAACUUUUUCAACAGAUUAUUGAGCAGAAGCAAAAUGCACUGACAGUAUUGAGGUAACUUAAGAUGACUGGUGCUAUUUAAUUUUAGGCCUAGGCCCUUGUAUGUUGUACCCAUCAAGUUUUACAGAGUUAUUUUAUUGCGCAUCUAGAGUUUUUAUAUAAAUGUCUUGAGUGCGUGUCCUUAAGCUUCCAAAUACCGUGUGGAGAUUGUGGAAAUGCAGCUUGUUUACAAAAGGGGAAGGGCUCUUAAUAUUUAACCAGGAUUUAUUUGGGACCAGGGGGAUUAGCAGUUGGGAAUUUAGCAUUUGCACACAGAUUUCUAGAUUCUACUUUUGCUGCUAGUUGUGUAAUUUAUUAACCAUUUUUUGAGAAAUAUUUAUUUUUAUAAGCCUAAAAGUGAUUCUUUGAACGUUUCAAGAAACUUGACCAAAAGACAGUACAAAAAACACUGGCACUUGAAUGUUGAAUGUCACCAGUAUGCGUGAACUUUAUAUAUUUCGGGGUAGUGUGAGCUUUUUAAUGUUAGUCAUAUUGGACUCAGUCAAAAUUCAUACCUGUUACUGGCCUUCUGGCUGAAGGUGUCGAUAAACCAUGUAAUUGGCUGUCAAAGUAACAAAGGAAGGAAAAAGAAAAAAGAAAAAAACCAAAACAUGCCAAGGUUUGGAUUAAAAAAAAAAAAAAAAAAAAACUUAAAAAAAACUUGUCAAGACAAACAUUUACUAUGUAUCAGUGCAAAGUGUCCAGAUUCUCUUGUGUUUUUUUUUAUUUUAAUUAGUUUUCAGUGGCUGUCUGGCACAUGGCAAUCUAUUACAAACAUGUGGUUAUUCUCUAUUGUUGCAUUUACAUAUUUGCGACUGGCAUUUGGCCUUUUGCGGGCAUCUGGCAGGUUCUAGCUAUAGCAAUAAGUCUUGAGUGGAAGAGGGGAGUCUGACCAUUGGACACAUUCGGUAUGAAAGGUUUGUUUGUGUUUGUUGUUUUUUUUCUUUUUUUUUGCUUGCCACAUGCUCGCAGGUGGAAUGCCAGCGCUCGUUAGGGUUUAGAAUUUGCUUUCUGUACUAGUUUAGUAGCUAUGGCACUGCAUGAGAAUACUCGGCUGUGCAUUUGUAUAAUUUCACCAAAAUAAAAGUUUGAAAUGCAAAACAUCCUUUACAAAUCAAGCAUGUUUUCUAGUAUGAUGUUUAAUGUAGAAUGAAGUAACUGAUGUGUAGCGGCUGUUAGCGGUGUCGCUGCUCCGAGGCUGGAGUUAAGUGAAUAAAUUCAGCCCACAAACGUUCAGCUCAAAUAUAGAUCUUUUUAAACUCA
Molecule: messenger RNA, 5722 nt
Organism: Conger conger (European conger)
Lineage: Eukaryota; Metazoa; Chordata; Actinopteri; Anguilliformes; Congridae
Product: ATP-dependent RNA helicase DDX3X-like
Exons: 23
Coding region: 218-2641 (807 amino acids)
Biological process (GO): gamete generation; cell differentiation
Cellular component (GO): P granule; nucleus
Molecular function (GO): ATP binding; RNA helicase activity; RNA binding
Source: RefSeq, a predicted model, not a curated record